Messenger RNA from Photinus pyralis (common eastern firefly), 1271 nucleotides. RefSeq names its product phenoloxidase-activating factor 3-like. Lineage: Eukaryota; Metazoa; Arthropoda; Insecta; Coleoptera; Lampyridae. The record is from RefSeq and is a predicted model, not a curated record. Gene Ontology annotation, biological process: proteolysis. Gene Ontology annotation, molecular function: serine-type endopeptidase activity. The transcript is spliced from 4 exons. The coding region runs from base 136 to 1182 and encodes 348 amino acids.
ACCAUUAAAAUUUCCAAGUCAAGUCACUCUUGCACAUUUUUCCUAAGGAUUAACUUUGCAUUCCUGUUCGUGACGUCAGUCAAACGAGUUCUUCAUCAGUGCAGAUCGUCGAGGUUGCUUCAGUACGUUCGCAAAAUGGGGAUAAUGCCCUCGUCGUUUCUUGUUCUCGCGGCAUUUUUCUUCGCCGCAACUUAUUCUGAUAUGAUUGACAUACGUAUAACUGAAGAUUGUACAACGCCAAACGGCGAUAAGGGAAAAUGUAAACUUUUGGAAGAUUGUCCUCAUGCCGUAAGCCUCUUCGCGAAUCCCUCCAAGGAGAUCGUGAACUACAUGCAAGGGUUUCUGUGCAAGUUUUCCGAUCCCGCUUUACCGGGGGCGGCGAUCUGCUGCACGGAACCGCCGCCUAAACGGGCAGUCAUACCAGAUAAGCGCUACUGCGGCUUCCAACACUCUGACGAUCUCAUGCUUGACAUACGAAAAACGUCGAUAAUCGAGUUUCCUUGGCUCUCCGCCAUUAUGAAAAAAGACCAAGGAGGCGAGGACGUCGUUACGUGCCUAGGUACCUUGAUCACAAACAGAUACGUUCUCACCUCCGGUUUCUGUGCAGAGAAGACUGGCACCUGGGUGAGGCUAGGCGAGUUUUAUGUGAAAAAUAAGACCGACUGUGAGACCUGGAAGAGCGAAUUGAACGACUGUAACCAGCACGAAGACUUUCAAAUAGAGGAAGCCGUCCCUCAUCCGUUCAUCAAUACAGGAAUUUCGUCUCUUAACGACAUUGGCCUGCUGCGGCUAGAAAAGUCGGUCAGUUAUUCUGAUUAUAUUCGACCCAUAUGUCUGCCAUCGCCAACAGAAAAAGUUGAAGUUCAGUUUUUUACAUCAGGAUGGGAUGACUCUCAGUUAAAGAUCAAAAUACCAUCGACACUAGCUUCCGACAGGGAAUGUUUAGGUGAAGGAUCCGCGUUAUCCAAAUAUUCAAAGUGCGUUAGGUAUCAAAAUGUGGAAGGCGGACGCGAGAGUUGCCACGUAAUUAAUAAUGGCGCGCCAAUCAUGGCAUCCGCCAAGUACCAAUGGUAUUUGGAAGGAGUCAGUCACAUGUUUUACCAGAAAAAUGGGUCCUGCUUUGCGAAGUUUACGCCAAUAGUACCAUACAUGGAUUGGAUUAAGAAUAACCUUAGGUCUUAGUAAUUCCUAUUAAUGUUAGUUGUAACAUUGUAACUUUAUAUUGAGGAAACAUAGAAUCAAAAACCAUUUUACAGAUGAAUACAUUCUGU